CAACAGAACCCAGCUGCAGCUUCGCAAAAUCUUCAGUGUUUUAACAACCGAUGUGCACAAACACCACCACCUCUGACGGAGACACACAUCUGCUGCAAGCACCGAGGAGAAGAUGCGCCUCGAUAUGAAUCUCCUGCAGAUUCUUGCUGUGGUCUUCCUGCCACAAGCUUGGGGUCAAAGCAGCAGCAGGCCUGCUGUGGUGGAGGCCAAGAACAUCACCCUCCCUGCAGGCUCCAAGGCCGUCCUGCCCUGCCACAGCCCUCGCAUGGUGUGGACCCAGGACAGGCUGAAGGACCGUCAGAGGGUGGUCCACUGGGACGUCGUCCACAGCAGCCCUGAAUAUUCAGUGGAGCGGGUUUUGGACAUGUCGCCUGGAGCUCGGCAGAGGGUUUACAACGGCUUCAAUAAGGGCCGCGUCUCCAUCCCGGACUCGGCUUUCACCGAUGGAAACUUCUCGCUCGUCAUCAACAAUGUUGUAAACACAGACAAAGGAGUUUAUACUUGCAACUUGCACCACCACUACUGUCAGAUUCACGAGUCCAUUCAGAUCCAGCUCAACGUCACCAAGUCGGCUCGGAAAGAGAAGCGCUACUGGGACGGAGAGAAGACGGUGUUGGUGGUGCUGCUGGGCAGCUCCAUUGUGCUGCCCUGUGUGAACCGCCGGGCCCUCUGGAGAGACGGCCUCCAGGAGGACCAGCAACAGGUGGCGCACUGGGACUUCCAGCCCCCCGGGGUGCGUCCCAACAAGGCUGACCGACUGGUGGACCUCUACGCCUCCGGAGAGCGACGGGAUUACGGGCCUUUGUUUGCCCAGAGCAAGAUGAGCGUGGCGGAGGACGCGUUCACGUACGGCGACUUCUCACUGUCCAUCUCUGACCUGAUGCCUGAGGAUAAAGGCCUCUAUUCCUGCCACCUGCACCACCAUUACUGCGGUCUGCACGAGAGGCGAAUCUUCAGGCUGACCGUGGGACCUUCACUACCGCGUGAACCCACAACGCCUCCGAGAAUCUUCUUGAACGAUGAGCUGGAACCAAAGAUGGAGGAGGUUUCAGAGGACAGCCCCCGUGUGGUAAACGUCUUCCUCCCUGAACAACGGGGUUAUUUCGUGCAGCACCUGGGCUACUUCCUGGCAACCUUCCUGCUACUGGCUUUGAUUGUCAUCGCUGUCAUCGUGUUGACUAGGCGAAGGAAAAAGAGAGGGUUGGAGUAUGAAAUGGGCAGAUCUGUUGGGGGGACUAUAAUCAGUGAAGGUGAGAUGACAUUAGACUGCACAGAGAUGAGGACUUACAACCAAGACACCUUGAAUUCAGAAUUCAAAAACAACCUACUGAAAGAAAGAGAUAUGGUGAAAGAGUGCAAUAAGGAAUUCGAUGGGAAGAUGUGGAAGUGAGCGAGGCAUUUCUAAGAUGCUGCUGGCAGGUCCAGGGCAAACACCGGCGGCGCAAAGAACGACGGAGAGAAAGAAGGAAAAAUAAAUAAUAAUGUUCACAGGAAAUCCAGGAGAAAACACAGGAGGAUUACUCCCUCUGCUGUAACAAGAGCAAACAAAGCUUUUCCACUUUUAAAGGCUUUACUCUUUCUUUUUUACCCCUUUUUUUCUUCUGCAUGUACAGCUUGCAUUUUGAUCAACAAAACUACAUAAUUAGUUAUAUUUUGUCCACAUUUGUUUAUUUCAGUUAUUUUUGUUUAAAAGCAUUCAGUUUGUUGCAAUAUGUGCCAUGCAUGCUACAGAUCACUCUUUUUUUAUUUUCUAAUUUUUUUUACUUUCAAUCUUUUACAGAAAUUCACUUAUACUGUAAUAUGUAAACUAUACAAUACAAUGCAAUUCAGUCUUGUUUAUAAAGCACGUUAAAAUAACACUAUUGGGAAAAGUGCUGUACACCAAAACAAAUAAAACGGACAUAAAAACAAACCAACAAUUAAAACAUCAAAGCUGAUACCUCAACUUUAUGAUUGAGGCACAUGUAUAAGUGAUAUGGGCAGAAUGGUUCUCAGCCCAGGGUGGUAUCUAGUUGGGAGUUUUUAAUGCUUAUUUGCUUGUCCAGUCCACUGGGGAGUGAGCGCCCCCCAGUGUUGGGAAGGCAAAAAACGUUCACCUCCAGAAGCCUAAGUCGACCACAGCACAUAUUUCUUCCAAAUGACGAAGUUUACUUUAUUUAAUGUGCUGAUCUAGCUUCACAUCUGACUCUUUUGGUUGUUAUAAUUCACAAAUAUGUCCAGGAUCAGGGUGAGUUAGCUCAGUUCUGACUCCGACAUGGCAAUGUUUUGAGAUUGAGCUGCAGAUUAUAGCCUGCAAACUCAUUUUGUGGAAGGUAAAAUAUAUUAGCUGCUAAAACUUGGAGGUUAUUGGGAAGUUGCAGUUCAUGACUGAUAAGGUAAGCGAUAAAAAGUCAUAUUUAACGUCAUACAGCCCGUUUAAUAAUGCAAAUGUCGUAAAGAUUCCUCACAAAUAUUUCCGAAUUAGCACCACAAAAUCUGUGAUUUUGAUUUCAAAAUAACAAAAAAGCAAUCAGAAAAUAGUAAAGGAACAGCUAAUUAUUAAUAUUUUAACAGUUUAAUGGGAUUUAUCAAUACAUUCUGGCACAAAUAUUUAACUUCAAUUUCAACAUGAAGUUUGUAGAGGAGGGUUUGUGUGCACAUGGCGAAGCUCAUCCAGGUAUUUCUAUUUCAUUUAAUGAACAAAUAAAAAACCCAAACUUAUUUUCUUCCAACUUCCAAUUUAAAAGUGUUUCCUUAAAAGAAAAGUUCAUUUAUUUCCAACUAACGGUGAUCCGAACUGAGGGCUCAGUCAGUGGAAACUCAGGAAAUAUCUGAAUAUCACAGUAAAAGAUUAAAUUGGGGACUUGAAGAUGUCAUGACCUGGUUAGUACAUCACUGAUUUUAUUAAGGUAACCUGCAUGUCAAGCUUACAUUUACUAUGAACUGUGUAGCUUCUGUCAGGUUUUUGUGUGUGUUAUUGUAAAUCACAAGCGAUAGCCCAGUCUGUCAAUUAUUUCAGUGCCUGUUUCUCUGAAAUAAAGAUUUUUUCUCAUUACAAUUA
Molecule: messenger RNA, 3040 nt
Organism: Poeciliopsis prolifica (blackstripe livebearer)
Lineage: Eukaryota; Metazoa; Chordata; Actinopteri; Cyprinodontiformes; Poeciliidae
Product: matrix remodeling-associated protein 8-like
Exons: 10
Coding region: 113-1390 (425 amino acids)
Biological process (GO): cell adhesion; establishment of glial blood-brain barrier
Cellular component (GO): cell surface; membrane
Source: RefSeq, a predicted model, not a curated record